UAAACCGACACAUCUCUUCCCUCACAUUGAAAACCCACGGCUCCCUUCCCUCUCUUCUCUGUUCUCUCACUCUCUUCCCUCACGGCACCAGAAACCAGCAGCUGCCACCCACGAGCAACCACCGGCAUGCCACCUGCUUUUCUUUUCCUCCACCGUGAGCAGGCCGUAGCAGACCAAGCCCUUCCCCACGCGCUGUCACCGGUAGCAGCAGCAAGUAGUGGUUGGUCUUAGCCGGUUUCGGGCCCCUCCAGCCGGCCGUGAGUCUUGUACCACCACCAUGACUUCCACCAUACACUCCUUCCUCUUCCUUCAAUGGUGAUUGAGGAAAACAGUCCUUAAAACUGAAGCUGAAAGAAGAGAGCCAAUUCUAGAAGAAGAUUCAUUUUGGCAACUAUCAUUUUCUAUCCUAACUUCAUGAUGUUAGUGUUCGUUAGAAGAAUUGCUGCCUCUACUUCAAUAGUAGUUCCUCUUAAUCCUUCCGUCUACUUCCAUAGUAAAUUCUCGUAUCCUUUUAGCAGAUCUUCCAUUGAUAACAGUGAUCCUUUGACUCUAGCUGAUAAUGGCUGUGGUUCUAAGAGUCAUCUAGGAGGGAUAUUAGCUUUGCCUUCACUUUGUGAGGAUAGACCCCAACUUAAUAGUCAUGAAAUUAAGGUGGUUGAUUUGGAUACUUGGUCUGUUUCUUCAGGUUUGUCCCGUUGUUCGAUGACCAAACCUAGAGAUUCCCAACUGAGAUUGUUUGGAGUAGAGGAAGUUGAAAAUGAGCUUAUUACAUCUAAAGAGGUUAUGAACGAUUCUGAUUUAUAUGAUGUCGAAGAUAUGAGGAUUCAUAAGGAUUUAUUUUACAAGAUUGAGAAGGGUUCAAUUGAGUUUGAAGAAUACCAGUUUGACUUUCAUGGAAGGAAGUCAAAAUCUAGUGCAAACGGUGGAAGGGAAUGUAAGAAGGAAAGCUUGAAAUGUGAUUUUGAUCAAAAGGAUGAAAAUAUUUUGAAGGAUAAGGGUAAGGGUAAGGAAGUCAAAGUUGGUGCGUUGGUGAACAAGGAACGCCUUGCUAGAUCUAUCGAGGAGAAAUAUGUAAUGUGCACACCUCAAGAUCUAGACGAUGCUUCGGCUAUGAAAAAGAAAAGAAAUCCGACUUUCAAUCAACUUACAGGGCCUUAUCAUGAACCAUUUUGCCUCGACAUUCAUGUAUCUAAAGGUUCUGUGCGUGCCUGCAUAGUCCACCGAGUAACGAGCAAGGUUGUCGUUGUUGCACAUUCUAUUUCCAAAGAUAUAAAAUUCAACCUUGGGUCUACUAAAAGCAGAGUUGCUGCAACCACUAUUGGUAAAGUCCUAGCACAUCGAGCAUUGGCUGAUGAUAUUCAUGAUGUGAUUUACACACCUAGGAAAGGAGACAAGUUGGAAGGAAAGCUUCAGCUUGUUCUUCAAGCAGUUAUAGAUAACGGGAUCAAUGUGAAGGUUAGGCUUAAACAGAGAAUUCGUAAUAAAGUUGUUCGAAGAUCUCCAGCUGAUGAAGAGUAAUUUAUAUGGUCAUUAUGGGUGUUUGGCAAUUGUCUGUUAGCUUUUUUAGUUAGUUUGUUUGAUCAGCUUAAAAUAUUAGCCGUUUUUGUUGGUUGUUAGCUAACUGAAAAAGCCAACUAUUUAUGUGUUUGGUAAAUUAAAUUUUGGCCAUUGGCUCUUUAUUAAAGAAAAAGUGGGCCAACAAGCCAAAAACCUAAAAAAAAACUAACUGGAGUAGCUUUUUUAUUUUGGCUUAAAAGCCAUUUACCUAACACAUUUUUUGCUGUUUAACUAACAAACAAGCCAAAAGCCAAUCAAAAAGCCAAUGCAACAGCCAAGUACCAAACACCCCUAUGUCGUUGUUGCAAGUAUUGCUACAGAAGAUGUUCUCGAAGCCUGUGAUGAUGAGCUGGUGAUGAAUGAUAUUGAGUACUUUUCUUGAUUAUGAAAUAGUUAAUACUAUGUUCAGUUUUUGGCUUGUUUUAUGGGAGAAAUCUAUCCUAACAAGAUGCCCAAUUAAGCAUUGGAUUGCAACUUGUGUUUGUUUUUAGAGGUUCCAAAUGUUUGAUCUGUAUACUGCUUAGUGAGUUGGAAUGUGAAUAUAAUAUCCUGGAGAGUUACACCUACAUCUGCUUAGGGCUAGCUCGGAUAUCCACUUGGUGUUUCGAAUGAGAAGACUGCCGACUACCAACCUAUGUUACUUGAACUAGAGCACUUGUUUUGGACUUAUGUAUGCGUCUCCAGUGAUUUGAUUCUGCUAGUUGUAAAGAAUGUUCAUAAUUUUGGCCCAAAAUAAAGUGUCGAGGUGUCAUACAAUGUCAAAGUGUUGAAGAUCGGACACGGGUACUGGAGGUGAACUAAACGGUUCGAGUACAUAAUUGUCUACAGAGUGUGUUGGUUUUUCAGGGCUUCUUUCAAUUAUAUGUUCUGCACAUGGAUUCACCCCUUUUGACUGCGUUGAUGAUUGUCAAUACAUGAUAGGAUGUUCUACUAGCUGCUGCUUGUGUUGUUAUAAGUCGCAAUUGCGGUUGUGCUCGGUGGUCAACGACGAGCAUAUGAUAUGAUCUAUGGACUGAUAGCAGUUUGAGGCUGCGUAUUGACGAUUAACUCUUUUCUGGAUGCAAGGAUUUUAGUGAUUGCAUUAUGCUGACUGCUGAGAUAUGUGCACAUUCCAACUUUAGCCAUUGGGCUAAUCACUUUACUGGUUCUGCUGCUAUUCACAGAAGGAGUUGUGAGUUGUGACAUAGCAUUUAGCAAACUUGUGUAAAGGAUGGCAUCACUGUCUUAUAAGUUAUAAUUUUUAGGCUUUGGAAUGGUCAAUGGAUAAUUGUUAUAUGUAAGUUUUGUAUGAACUAGUCUAUUUUCUUAUUUUCUACUUAAGUCAGUUUAUUCUACUCUUUAUAUGAAAAGGGAUACAAUAUUUUAUUACGAGUUAAGUUUAUACAAAACUUUUACAAUUAUAAAAAAUAAAAAAGAUUAAUUUUAUUUAAU
This is a messenger RNA of Amaranthus tricolor (Joseph's coat), 2988 nucleotides long. RefSeq lists its product as uncharacterized. The transcript has 2 exons. Gene Ontology annotation, molecular function: structural constituent of ribosome; 5S rRNA binding. Gene Ontology annotation, cellular component: ribosome. Lineage: Eukaryota; Viridiplantae; Streptophyta; Magnoliopsida; Caryophyllales; Amaranthaceae. The coding region runs from base 415 to 1518 and encodes 367 amino acids. Gene Ontology annotation, biological process: translation. The record is from RefSeq and is a predicted model, not a curated record.